Molecule: messenger RNA, 2201 nt
Organism: Lathyrus oleraceus (garden pea)
Lineage: Eukaryota; Viridiplantae; Streptophyta; Magnoliopsida; Fabales; Fabaceae
Product: phospho-N-acetylmuramoyl-pentapeptide-transferase homolog
Exons: 8
Coding region: 189-1682 (497 amino acids)
Biological process (GO): cell wall macromolecule biosynthetic process; cell wall organization
Cellular component (GO): plasma membrane
Molecular function (GO): phospho-N-acetylmuramoyl-pentapeptide-transferase activity
Source: RefSeq, a predicted model, not a curated record
ACUACCGCUAUUUGACACUUUCCCUCUCUCAAAUAUGUAAAAAAUGAAAAUUUCCUUUCUCGGAACGGUAUAUACUGGCGCCAUUCCAUUCAAUUUUAUUUCAUCGCCUUUUCUUUCUUCUUCAUCUUCUUCUUCAUUCUCUCCUCAGAUCUACUUUCUCUCUCCUCUCUCUCUCUUGCAACGCAUCAAUGGCUUCUCAUUCUGGUCUACUCAACCACCGAAAUCUCCCUCUCCGUCUCUCCCGGAUUAACCACCUCUCUCCCCCUUAUCAUUUUGAUCGCUCCACUCUCAAGUUACGUCCGUUAAUUAUUCAACAAUACAGGUUAUGUGUUCGACGUAAUGCCAUUUCUACUAGAGCCUUCGACGAGGAUUCCUUUGACUUUCCAAUACUUGAUGAUUGGGAUCCUGAAGAGAGUUCUUCAUAUGUGCCCUCAUCGAGUGACGGCGAAGAAGACUCUGAUGACGAAAUCUUUCUUAUCCCAGUAAAUGAUGUUGAUUUGCCUUCUGCUUCUGCUUCAAACAAUGAUGCUUUAACAGUGGCUGCUCAUCGGCUUGCAACCAUUGGGCGGGGACAGAAGAAACAUAGGAUCAAACUUGGCCUUUUCAUCACCAUGGGGCUUAUAAUCGUCUUGACAGUACUGCUUUUAUAUGUUGAUUGGUGUAUGUGGAAAAUUGUUAGACUCCCGUUAGCACCUUUUUACUUGACCCGCCCAUUUCUCAUAUCAGCCAUUCUGGUUUCUUUUGCUGGCUAUGUUUGUGUCCCAAUUUUUCGUCAUUUGAAAGCUAUCCAUGUUAUCAAGCAACAAGGACCUCUUAGACAUCACUUGAAAAGGAGGACACCUACGUUGGGUGGUUUACUUUUUGUACCAAUUGGUGUAAUUGUUGCUCAUGUUAUUGCUGAUUCCUCAUCCAUAGAAGUGUCCGGGGUAUGUGGUGUAACAAUUGCAUUUGCAGCAGUCGGUUUACUCAGUGACAUAUUAAACCUCACCAAGAAUCAUUGGAGAGGUUUACCAGCAUUGACAGAAGUUUGCUUGGAGGUAGCUGUCGGAACGUGCUUUUCGUUUUGGUUGAACAUCACCAGUAUAUCUUCACCCUAUGGCAUGAAGACAUUGCUUCCCCUACCAGUAGGCCUUGUGUAUUUGGGGCGAUAUUACCAUCUCUUGACCUCGUAUUGUUUUGUUUCCAUGGGCCAUGGUGUUAAAUUAGCAGAUGCUCUUGAUGGACUUGCUGGAGGCACUGCUGCAUUGGCUUUUAUUGGAAUGUCAAUAGCUGUGCUGCCAAUAUGUUCAGAGCUUGCUAUUUUUGGAGCUUCAAUGGCUGGAUCUUGUGUUGGAUUUCUUCUAUACAACAGACACAAAGCAUCUGUUUAUAUGGGUAAUACAGGAUCUUUGGCUCUCGGUGGUGCAUUAACUGCAAUGGCUGCAUGUACCGGAAUGUUCUUCCCACUUUUAAUUUCUUCUGGAAUUUUCAUAGUCGAGUCAUCAUCAGUUAUUCUUCAGGUAUUGCACUUGAAGAUAACUAAGGGUUUGCUGGGACCAAGUUGGGCCUUUUUAAGAAUGCCACCCUUGCAUCGUCGCCUCCAUUUGCUCAGGUUCAGGGAACCAAAUAUCGUACUAGGUGCAUAUCUGAUUUCAUCUGUAUUGGCUUUACUUGGCGGAUACGUGGGACUAAUUUCAGCUUAAUAACUUCUGAGUGGUGUGAAACUUCUCAUUCUUGAUAUCAUAGAAGCAUAUAUCAUGUCUUAAAAAAAAAGCAGCAUUUAUCCUCAGUUGGUCUAGAACACCAACCAAUACAAGAGAAGUUGUUUUACACCCGCUCAAUUCUAUACAACUUUCACCUUACUUUAAAAAAAAAAGCAAAGAAAAAUCUUUGAUUGAAAGUACACUUUCAAGGUGCCUUGCAUGAUCACAUCAAGAUCAUGGGUUCUAACCAUAUUUUUGCUAGUGAUCAAUACAUAGAUAGAUACCAAUAGAAAAUGGGAUAGGAUAUUGAGUUUAGCAGGGUUUAGAAAUAUACUGAGUUUUGGGUAGAAGUAUACUUUUUAGAUGUUGAAAGUAAAGUAUUAUGCUUCUCAUUUCUGUUGCAGCACUUCAUUUGCAACACAUAGUGUAUAUUUUUGAAAGGGAAGUAAUUCUAGAGGUGCAAAAUUAAUUUCGAUUUGUUUGGUUCUUCAAAUAUAUAAUUGAUUAUACUCUUUGGAA